UGAAUCUUGCGCCAUGGCUGCUCUUUCUUCUCCUCGCUUUCUUCUCAAAUUCCUCCGUCGCCUCUCCUUCUUCUACGAGUCGUUAUAUUAUUCAAGUGGAAGAGCCGAUGGAGCCGCUGACGGAAGGGAGCCUAAAGAGCUGGCACGAAUCUUUCCUACCACCAGCCGUCGAUGCGUCUGGCGUCGAUCGACGGCUGCUGCACUCCUACAGCGACGUAUUCAGUGGGUUCGCCGCCAUGCUGACAGAGGAAGAGCUGCAGGCGAUGGGGAAGAAGAAUGGCUUCGUGCGUGCGUUCCCCGACCGAGUGUUGCGCUUGAUGACCACCCACACGCCGGAUUUCCUCGGGCUCAAGGUCGGGAGCAAGGGGCUGUGGAAUGAUUCGAAUCUCGGAAGCGGAGUCAUCAUCGGAGUUCUCGACACCGGUGUGACGCCCGGCCACCCUUCCUAUGACGACGAGGGGGUCCCGCCUCCGCCCUCAAAGUGGAAGGGUUCGUGCGACGACCUCAAGACCGGUUGCAACAACAAGCUCAUCGGCGCCAGGUCGAUGAUCGCCGGUGGGGGUGGGAGUCCUCCUAUCGAUGAGGACGGCCAUGGGACCCACACUUCCGCCACCGCCGCUGGUAACUUCGUCCGAAACGCGAGCUUCUUCGGGUUUGCCGAAGGCACGGCCGCCGGAAUGGCCCCUCGGGCUCACCUCGCCAUCUACCAGGUCUGCAGCGGCGAAGGCUGCAAUUCCGCCGAUAUCCUAGCCGGGUUGGAUGCAGCUGUCAAGGACGGCGUCGACAUCCUCUCUCUCUCGCUCAGCGGCCAUUCCACGCCUCUCGACCAAGAUGUCGUCGCCAUCGGUUCGUUUGCGGCGGCCAGGAAGGGUAUCUUCGUCAGCUGCGCUGGCGGCAAUAAUGGACCUGAGUAUUACACCCUCUCCAACGAGGCACCAUGGAUCCUCACCGUGGCGGCCAGCAGCGUCGAUCGAAGCUUCAGGGCCUCCGUGAAGCUUCCCAGUGGGAAGGUGAUCCCCGGAGAGUCUCUCGACCAGCCUAGCAACUUUCCUGAAAGUUCUCUUCCUCUGUACUACUCCAUCGAGUCGCCAUCCUGUGAUAUGGAUCCUCCUGAUGAUAGCCAUAGGGGCAGCAUCUGGGUCUGCGAAAGCGGCAGUCUUGAACGUGUGGCAACGUUCGCCAAGUCCCAUGGCGCUACGGCAUUGAUCUCCAUUUCCUCGAAGACAGAGGGCGCUACCAUCUCGAUCAGGAAGAUGGACUUUCCCGGAGUAGUGCUCACCAUCCAAGAAGGUUCCGACCUCAUAUCGUAUUUGAACUCUACUUCUAACCCCUCCGCGUCGAUCGUCUUCAACGGGACAGUUCUCGGCGUAUCCCCUGCCCCUGUUGUGGCUUACUUCUCCUCCCGGGGGCCAUCUCAAGCAACACCGGGAAUCCUCAAGCCAGACAUCUCCGGCCCUGGCCUUAACAUCUUCGCAGCGUAUAUUCAUUCCAGUGACACUCCGGAUCAGUACUAUAUUAUAUCUGGCACGUCCAUGGCGACGCCUCACCUCAGCGGCGUCGCCGCGCUCUUAAAGGCCGCACAUCCUACUUGGUCGCCGGCAGCUAUCAAGUCGGCGAUCAUCACCAUGGCAAACGCUGACAUCUCUGACGAGUUACUUGAGCCGGCACUCUAUUUCGCCAAGGGUGCAGGACACGUCAACCCUAAUAAAGCUGCCGAUCCCGGUCUUAUUUACGACAUCACCGACGAUGACUACGUCUCCUACAUUUGCGGCAAAUUCGGCGAAGAAGGCGCUAGAAAUAUAGCGCGCGGAGUCGUGGACUGCUCAAAGAGCGUGAUGGAAGAGGAGCUCAACUAUCCGUCGAUUCUACUAUCCCUCAAAGGUGGGGCAACGGCCAAAGUGACCCGGACGAUCACAAACGUCGGACCGGCGAAAUCGAGCUACAUGGUGUCGGUGAGCAUAUCAAAGACCGUCGUGUUGGCUACUGUCACCCCUAAGAUGUUGACGUUCACCGAGCUGAAUGAGCAGAAGUCGUUCACCGUAAGCGCGGAAUGGGGCGUUGACGGACCUCCCACGUCCAGCAAUCAUAUCGUGGAGGGAAAGUUGACUUGGACCUCCGAUGAUGAUAAAUAUGCAGUGACCAGCCCAUUUGUCGUCUCUGCACUACAACAAAAUCGCUCAUAGACAUCAGUGGAACAACAACGGUUUUAGGCUAAAACCGAUGUCUUUGAGUAUUUUACACCGGUUUUUCUAAAAACCGGUGUCUAU
Molecule: messenger RNA, 2267 nt
Organism: Zingiber officinale
Lineage: Eukaryota; Viridiplantae; Streptophyta; Magnoliopsida; Zingiberales; Zingiberaceae
Product: subtilisin-like protease 4
Exons: 1
Coding region: 108-2183 (691 amino acids)
Biological process (GO): proteolysis
Molecular function (GO): serine-type endopeptidase activity
Source: RefSeq, a predicted model, not a curated record